AUGCUGCCCGCUCUGCGGGGUCCGGGGCGCCUCAAUAAAGAAACUGACCUGUGGCCUGGGCUCCAUGUCCUGUCUGGCCCUGAGCUCCUGGGCAGCACAGAGGUCUCAGCCACCGUCCACCUCUGCCGCUGCGUGGACUGGCCUGUGGCCUCUGGGCCCCUCAGCAACAGCAAAGCACCGACACUCCCCCAGCUGGUGACAGGUGGCGUCAGGACCCCGUGGGUCCCCAUGGGGAUGGGAGCCCCCGGCCGAGUGUGCCGGGCCCACCGGCUCUCAGCUCUGUCCUCACGGGCUGUGGGGCCUCUGCUGGGUGAUGGCGGAGGGGCUCAGAGACCUCCUGCCACCCCCCCAUCGCAGCCAGAUCCCUCUGGAGGGCGGGGUGACGGGGUGCAUGGACAGCCCUGGGCGGUCAGUGGGGCCUGGGCCCUGCAGGGUCUUGGCCAGGUAGGGCAGCCAGACAUCCUUCCGCAGGCGCUGGGCACCGUGGUGGCUCUGAGCAGAGGCCCGGGGCCCUCGCGUGUUAGGAGGAGGACCGGGAAGGGCAGCCUGGCGGUCAGCCUGACUCUCCCUGAGUGCCAGCCCCCACGCCAACCUCCCACGCGGGCCCCCACGGCCGUGUGGCCUCUUCACCACCAGGGGGAGGCAGAGGGCCGCUCAGCAGAACUGACGUGGCCCGGAGGAACCGUGCUCCCCUCAGCUGACACGGUGGUGGGCUGUGUGUUCGGAGGCUGUUCCCCGGGGGCUCUCCUGGGGCCCACACGCGGGCCUGGGGCCUCACCGACGGACUUUCACGGCAGAGGCGACCCUCAGACCGAGGCCUGGCUGCGUGGAGGGUCCGGGGUGUUGAGGGGAGCUCAGGGUGGGGAGUGGGUGGCGUGGCUGCAGGAGGAAGGGCGAGGUGGCCCAGCAGGGGCUCCUGUCUGCCAGACCCCGAGCCCACCGGGAGCCUCCAGCCCGGCCUCCUCCCUCUGCUGCCGCCGGAGGCUCCGCCGCCCCGGCCUCCCCUCCACCCGGGGCAGACGUGGGGCAGCCCUGACCGCCCCUCGCCUGGAGCCCCGCCCUCCACAAGCCUGGCUCCUCAGAGGCUCCCUGAGCCCCCGGCUGCCCACCACCCUGGCCCAUUUGGGGCUCUGGAGGUCACCCUGGUUUAGGUGCUUUGUCUCCUCGCCCUUCCUGGGCCUGAGCUUUCUCACCCGGGGAGGGGCUCGCGAUGCUGCUGGGCGGCCCCGGCCCCCGGAGAGAGCCGGCCUGAGCCCCGGGCUGGCACCAAACUGCUGCAGGGAGGGGGGCUGCCGCCCGGGGCUGGAGAGCUGCGUGGGCUCAGGGGGGCAGAGCGCCCACAGGUGGGCGGCCCCUCCUGCCCUGCUCGGACCUGAGGGAGCCAGGGAGGGACAGGGCAGGGGUCAAGGCCUGGGGGUUCCUGGGGCAUCUCAGGGCCGGCGGCCCCACCUCCCGAGCCCAGAGGGCGCUCAGCCUGGGGAGCCCCGGGCCCCCUGGAGUGUCAGAGAGAGGGUCUCCCUCUGGGGACCCCCUCCCAGCACAGCCCGUGGGCAGGAGUGGGGGACGAGCACGCACACGAGGCCCCCGUGGCUGUAAACAGCGGAGACCUCAGCGGGGUCCCGCGGCCUCCUUCACCCCCGAAACCCCCACUGGUUCGUCCCGACCCGCUUCUCAGCCAUGUCCCCGGGGCUGGGGCCCGCGGGGCGUGCCCGGGGCAGGAGCCUCGGGCUGUGAUGGACCCUCCCCCGGACGGCCCGGGAUCCCUGCGCCCAGCCCCCAGCCACCUGCACUCCCACCCUAGAGGGAGGAAGGGCCCCCCUGGAUCAGAGGCAGGAGGAGGAGGGGUCAACAGGGCCGUCCUUGGGUGGGCUGGGCGGGGCGGGGCGGGGCGGGGCGGGGCGGGCGGCUGGGGCGGGGCCCGGCCCUGGGGCUAGCGUGCAGGCGUGGCCUCGGGAAGCAGGCCCGUCUCGGGAGCCGAGGAGUCAGGUGAGCAUCACUGCCUCUGCCAGGAAGGUGAGUGGGUCCCGGAGCAGGCCCAGGCCACACGGCGGGCGUGGCGGGGCCUGGACUCGUGUGUCCUUAGCCUCCAUCUGGGAGGUGUGAGGGGCAGAGCCUGGACCCGCUGAAGGCCCCGCCCCUGUCUGGGGCCUCACUGCGGGGGGGCCCUGUCUGGCCGGGCUGGGCGGGGCGG
Messenger RNA from Cervus elaphus (red deer), 2191 nucleotides. RefSeq names its product collagen alpha-1(III) chain-like. The record is from RefSeq and is a predicted model, not a curated record. The transcript is spliced from 4 exons. Lineage: Eukaryota; Metazoa; Chordata; Mammalia; Artiodactyla; Cervidae. The coding region runs from base 1 to 1596 and encodes 531 amino acids.